CAGAUUGCUCCUAGGGAGGCUCCAAACCUCCACUUGACAAUGGGAAACUGGCUGGUUAACCACUGGCUCUCAGUGUUGUUUCUGGUUUCUUGGUUGGGGCUGAACAUUUUUCUGUUUUUGUAUGCCUUCCUGAAUUAUGAGAAGUCUGACAAAUACUAUUACACAAGAGAAAUUCUUGGGAAUACCUUAGCUUUUGCCAGAGCAUCAGCUUUCUGCUUGAAUUUUAAUAGCAUGAUGAUCUUGAUCCCUGUGUGUCGGAAUCUGCUGUCCUUCUUGAGGGGCGCCUGUUCAUUUUGCAACCGCACACUGAAAAAGCCUUUGGAUCACAACCUCAUCUUCCAUAAGCUGGUGGCAUAUAUGAUCUGCAUAUUCACAGCUAUUCAUAUCAUUGCACACCUAUUUAACUUUGAACGGUACAAUAAAAGUCAACAGGCCAUGGAUGGAUCUCUUGCUUCUGUUCUCUCCAGCCUAUCUCAUCAUGAGAAAGAAGUGAAUUCUUGGCUAAAUCCCAUAAAGUCUCCAAACGUGACAGUGAUGUAUGCUGCAUUUACCAGUAUUGCUGGUCUUACUGGAGUGAUUGCCACAGUAGCUUUGGUUCUCAUGGUAACUUCAGCUAUGGAGUUUAUCCGUAGGAAUUACUUUGAGCUCUUCUGGUAUACCCAUCACCUUUUUAUCAUCUAUAUCAUCUGCUUAGUGAUCCAUGGCCUGGGUGGGAUUGUCCGGAGCCAAACAGAGGAAAGCAUGGGUGAAAGUCAUCCCCAAAAUUGUUCAAAUUAUUUUCUUGAGUGGGACAAGUAUGAGUGGAGUUGCAGACAUCCUCAUUUUGUGGGGCACCCCCUUGAGUUUUGGAAGUGGAUCCUUGCACCAGUCAUCAUGUAUAUCUUUGAAAGGCUCCUUCGCUUUUAUCGCUCCCAGCAGAAGGUUGUAAUCACCAAGGUUGUAAUGCAUCCAUCUAAAGUUUUGGAAUUGCAGAUGAGCAAGCGUGGCUUUAGCAUGGAAGUAGGACAGUAUAUAUUUGUAAAUUGCCCCUCAAUUUCCUUCUUGGAGUGGCAUCCCUUCACUCUGACCUCUGCUCCAGAGGAAGAAUUUUUCUCCAUUCAUGUCAGAGCAGCAGGGGACUGGACAGAAAAUCUCAUAAGGACAUUUGAACAACAGCACUCACCAUUACCAAGGAUUGAGGUGGAUGGUCCCUUUGGCACGGUCAGUGAGGAUGUUUUCCAGUAUGAAGUGGCUGUACUGGUUGGGGCAGGGAUUGGGGUUACUCCCUUUGCUUCCAUCUUGAAAUCUAUCUGGUACAAAUUCCAGCGUGCAGACAAUAGUCUCAAAAUACAAAAGAUCUAUUUCUACUGGAUAUGCAGAGAGACAGGUGCCUUUGCCUGGUUCAACAACUUAUUGAAUUCCCUGGAACAAGAGAUGGAAGAAUUAGGCAAAAUGGAUUUCCUAAACUACCGUCUCUUCCUCACUGGCUGGGAUAGCAACAUUGCUGGUCAUGCAGCAUUAAACUUUGACAAAGCCACUGACAUCCUGACAGGUCUGAAACAGAAAACCUUCUUUGGGAGACCAAUGUGGGACAAUGAGUUUUCUAGAAUAGCUACUGCCCACCCCAAGUCUGUUGUGGGGGUUUUCUUAUGUGGCCCUCCGACUUUGGCAAAAAGCCUGCGCAAAUGCUGUCAGCGAUACUCAAGUCUAGAUCCUAGGAAGGUUCAAUUCUACUUCAACAAAGAAUCUUUCUGAAUUGUAGAAGGAAGCACAGUAGUUCUUCCACACUUUCCUUUUCUCUUCAUCAACUUGUCGGUCAGCUUCUAGAUAACAUUAUGACUAACAAGAACUUUUAAAAAAUGUUUUGCAUUCAACUUCAUCAUACUUGAGUUUUGCCAACCUGAGAGCUGUGUAAGUCACAAUAAUUACAAAACCCAUGAAUUGUUUUGUGGGGAAAAUUAUAAAUCCUUCUGGGAAACCUGCCUUUAGCUGAACUUUGCUGGUUGACACUUGCUCAAUUUAAGCCUCAGGUGUCUCGGAUGAUUCCUGGGCUUUGGUUCAUAUUCUUCCCUCCCACCUGUCCCUCACAAAAGAUUUCUAAGUUGGGUGACUUUUAAAAUAUUUAUUGAAUUAAUGAUAAAACAAUAAUCAUAAAUAAUACAUAAAAUCUCCAUGAUUUUCACUCAUAUCAUACCCAGUAAGAAAAUUGUUAGACAUGAUCUCAUCCAGUGUGACCAACAAUUUACACUUUACUUUUUUGCUUUGUCAAAAAAAGGUUUUCAUCUUUGCUUUUUGAACAAUUUUACUUACUGUCCUAGGCUUUCUUUCUGAAGUAGAUUAACUGUAAUCAAAUUUGUAUCAUAAUUAGAAGCCAACUAUGCUGUCAUUUUAUAUUGUUUGAAAUAACUGGGAAGGCCUGAUCUACAUCAUGUGAUGACUUAAUGUAACACAAGCUCUUUACUAAUUCCUUUGUUAAAGAGGUUUGUUUAUGAAUGUCUGGUAUAAAAAGAAAAUAAAGCAUUUAGAAUUGUGA
This is a messenger RNA of Meriones unguiculatus (Mongolian gerbil), 2512 nucleotides long. RefSeq names its product NADPH oxidase 1 (gene Nox1). Gene Ontology annotation, molecular function: superoxide-generating NAD(P)H oxidase activity. NCBI's taxonomy places the organism in Eukaryota, Metazoa, Chordata, Mammalia, Rodentia, Muridae. The transcript is spliced from 13 exons. Gene Ontology annotation, biological process: superoxide anion generation; defense response. Bases 40 to 1734 code for a protein of 564 amino acids. The record is from RefSeq and is a predicted model, not a curated record. Gene Ontology annotation, cellular component: NADPH oxidase complex; plasma membrane.